Messenger RNA from Drosophila ficusphila, 2772 nucleotides. RefSeq names its product lysine-specific demethylase 3A-A (gene Kdm3). Gene Ontology annotation, molecular function: transcription coregulator activity; histone H3K9 demethylase activity; chromatin DNA binding. The coding region runs from base 118 to 2685 and encodes 855 amino acids. The record is from RefSeq and is a predicted model, not a curated record. Gene Ontology annotation, biological process: regulation of transcription by RNA polymerase II. Gene Ontology annotation, cellular component: chromatin; histone deacetylase complex. NCBI's taxonomy places the organism in Eukaryota, Metazoa, Arthropoda, Insecta, Diptera, Drosophilidae. The transcript is spliced from 2 exons.
GCUAAUGAAAAAUCGAAUUUUUUCUCAAAUCGGCUGAAGUUUAAACGGGCCAAGAAUCACAGAAGUUACACUCAAGCGGUUACACAACAUGCUAUAAGUAAAUAUCGAACCGCUAAAAUGUCACAAAAAGAAUUAGCGGCCCUUGUCGCCACAAGAACGAGCCGCAAGCGGACCGUUCCCUCUACAUCCUCUCCAAUGUCUACGCGGUCGGAACCGAGAUCCAUCAUAGAGAUUCACAUAUCCAAUGACUCAUCUGCCGCAAAGAGAACUUGCCGGAAUGUGGAGAGCUCGACUGGAGUGGUGGAACAGGCACAGAAGCAGGAGGAGGAGGAGUUCCUCGGUCAAGUGCCACCGUUAACUGAAGAAGAGCAGCAGCGCCAUAACGAGUUCCGCAGCAGUGGAUCUAUUUUUCUCCAGGAUUUACCCUGUUUUAAGUUGCAGCAGGCACAGCCAGCAGUUGGUUCUUCGCCGAUUCCCAAGUGCCGGGAAUGCCGGCGGAGAAACUUGGCCCCCAAAGAUGGCGAGACCAGCGUUGGCAACGAUGUCUACUGUCGAUUCUAUGAAUUUCGACGUCUACAGUUUGAUGAAAAAGGAGAGCUGGGCGUUGUGGGUUUUCCGAAUCCCUACAUCGAACCCACACCGGAGGACAUUGCCGUUUGGCAGCCGGAUGAGAAUACUGCUCCGACCAGCGGUUACAUGGACAUACAGGUCUGCCGUUAUAUUCUGCUCCAUGCCGGCGACCAGUUCUGCUAUUUGUGGCGCCAAGAGGCAGACGCUCUGCGAUUGCACCAGAAUCCGGAUGGCAUUAUUGCCUGGAAGAAGGCCGUGAAGGGAACCCGAGAGAUCUGCGAUGUGUGUGACACGACGCUGUUCAAUUAUCACUGGACCUGCCGCAAGUGCGGCUUUGGGGUUUGUUUGGAUUGCUUUAAGGAUCGCAAGGAGGGCAAGCGAUUGCGACGUGCGGAGAAUGCUGCCCAAAAGGGUUGCGACGAAUACCACUGGUUGUUGUGCACCGAUCCCAGUGGCCCCCACGAGCACCGCCCCGCCGAGCUAAUGCUGACCCAAAUUAUAGCAGGAGAUUCGCUCAACGUUCUGGGCAGGCUGCUCCACGAUGUGCGAACAGUGUGGCAGGUGCCACAGGUGUGCGGCUGUCUGCUGAGCAAAGAUACUGUCAAGGAUCCUCAGUUGAGCGGGAUGAUUCAGGACAUGAUCAAGGAGUCGCAGUUGAAGCAGCACACUAGCUUUUCCUCGCUGGCCUCCGAACAGAAACUCCAUCAACAACAGCGUCUCGAAGAGCUGCACGCCAAGAAGCUGGAGUUUGCCAGAGAGCAUGGCAUCGAUUACGUACCAGGAAGGGUUUGGACCAAGGAAACCUUGGGAAAGGACCCGAUAACAACGGCUUUUGACAAUUUCAAGCACAUUAAUUUUCUCAGGAAGGGACUGGCCGGUUUAAGGCGAUUUCUUCCACCAAAAUCCAUGACUUUGGCACAGUCUACUCAGUUGGCACCUGGCGUUCCACACGAGUGGCUCUGCGAUGGCAAGUUGCUGCGUCUCACCGACGCCAUGCAUCCAGACAAUCGGGUUCUCUACCAGGAGGUCUGGAAAUGCGGCCAGCCAGUGAUGAUUUCGGAGGUGGCUCGCUCUUUGAAUUUGGAUCUCUGGCAUCCGCAGGCAUUUUGCCGCGACUUUGGCGACAAGCCCAACGAUCUGAUUAACUGCCUGAAUGGAAAUCUAGUUCCCAAUCAACCGAUGCGGCACUUUUGGGAGGGAUUUCAGUGCAUGAAUAAGCGCCUGUUGGAUGCCAAUAACAAGCCGAUGCUUUUGAAACUUAAGGAUUGGCCGCCUGGUGAUGAUUUCGCCGAGAUAUUGCCCACCAGAUUUGCGGAUCUGAUGAAGGGAUUACCCAUGCCGGAAUAUACUUUACGAACGGGAAACCUAAACAUUGCUAGCUGUCUGCCGAAGAUGUUUGUACCACCUGAUCUGGGUCCCAAGAUGUACAAUGCUUACGGCUCGGCUUUGCACCCGGAUAAGGGAACAACCAAUCUUCACCUGGACAUUUCCGAUGCCGUCAACAUAAUGGUUUAUGUGGGAAUCCCCCAGGACGGGGAUAUUAAGCCUCAACUGGCGGCCGCUCAGAAAGCAAUUGAUCUGGGCGGAUGCGAUUAUAUUACCAGAGCUCGAUGUCAAUCGCCAGAUGUUUUGCCUGGAGCACUGUGGCACAUUUUUCCGGCCCGCGAUGCCGACAAGAUCAGGGAUUUACUUAACCGUGUAACUUUAGAGAAGGGUUUUCGGCUGGAGCCCGAUCACGAUCCCAUUCAUGAUCAGAAUUGGUAUCUGGACGACAAGUUGCGGGCCCGUUUGUUUAAGGAAUACGGAGUGGAAGGACAUCCGAUUGUCCAGUGCUUGGGCGAUGCUGUCUUCAUACCGGCAGGAGCCCCUCAUCAAGUUCAGAAUUUGCACAACUGCAUUAAGGUGGCCGAGGAUUUUGUAUCGCCAGAGAACAUUACCCAUUGCUACCAUCUCACCCACGAGUUUAGAAGGCUCUCGCACUCUCACACAAAUCACGAGGACAAGCUGCAGAUCAAGAAUAUUAUUUACCAUGCCAUCAAGGACUGCUGCACCAUCCUCACCAGAGCUUUGGAUGAACGCAUCGAUGCGGAGACGGCCAAGCUACCAGAAAAUUAGAUUUCACUACCACACUUCAUUUUUUUUAAGUUUAUACCAAUUAUAAAAUUAUUUUUACAUACAUAUAUGUUAGAUUACAAAUACAUA